Molecule: messenger RNA, 1509 nt
Organism: Caenorhabditis elegans
Lineage: Eukaryota; Metazoa; Nematoda; Chromadorea; Rhabditida; Rhabditidae
Gene: Y69H2.15
Product: BTB domain-containing protein
Exons: 10
Coding region: 13-1383 (456 amino acids)
Source: RefSeq, marked reviewed
UUUCAGGUGAAAAUGGCAAGUUUUUUGAAAAAAUUGGUCAAAGAUCGCUCAAAAUCGCCGCAAAAACGUCGAAAUCAUCAUGUACCACCGGAAAAUGGUCACAUAUCCCGUCAAAACUACGUUCCCCCAUACGCCCCGUAUGCUCCAGUGUGCUACCUUCCUCUACCUCCAUCUCCAGUCCCACCACACCAAAAACGGAGCAGUAGCCGGUCGAAUGAAUCCUUUGGAAUCCACAGUUGGAACACCGAGCCCAGAGAAAUCGACGAUACUCCGCCAUUUUUCACUCAAAAAUCCACAGAUUUUCAAGCUCCGCCCACCUCACCGGGGCCCCUAAUGCGUACCCGGUCACAUUCCCCGCGGAAAUUAAAACGGGAAUCCAAUGAGGAAAGAAAGCUAAAAAGUAAAUCGAAAAGCCCGCAAAAGAGGGCGACGUCGGGUACUGUAAUUAGUCAGCUGGACUAUUUAAACUCCCAGUGUCAUUUGGAAGGCUGUCGGGCGGAUAUUGUGGUGAAUUCAACCCGCUUUAUGUUGUGCCGGCACCAGCUCUGCCACGCUUCAGUAUUUUUCAAGGACCUGCUCGCCGGAAAAGAGACCAAUAAGGAUUAUAAUAUCACAGUUUCCAGUAUGUCGGAGCCCACCCCCUCCACACAGUUCCGGUGGUUUGUUGAGUCUUGCAUACCAUGCCCGGCGCUUAAAGACAUAUCGGACGAAACCCUCGAGACAUGUAUGAGGCUAUCACAGAGAUUUCAGGCCAAGGGGCUUGAACUUAGAUGUAUGAAAUUUUUAAUCGAAAAUGCUCAUCUCCGGCAGCCGAUCGUAGUGCUCUGCUGGCUCAACUGGGCCCUGAAGCAUAACUUCGAUACUCAAACCCAUGCAGCUCUGCUUCCAUCGGUUUCUAGGCUAUCUUUGAAUGCUCUACAACGACAUAGACAUAUGAUAACAGAGCAUAUUUAUUCAGAUAUUAUUACGGCAAAAUUGAGGUCCACUUAUGAUAAGACUGUUCAAGUAUUUCUAGCAAUUCAUAAAAUCGAUCACUUUUCCGCUGACGUGGAUGUUUGCCCAAGGUGUAAAAGAUCCAAGGAUGGCAUGAAAAUUAAGAUACACUGUGACCCCUGCCGAAAGCAAGUUGGCUGUGAUAGGUGCUACCACGACGGCUGUGAGAUCAGCUCUCGGGCCGUAGAGGACCUCCAGGCCUUCUUCAAGUGCCCCCAUGGAAUGACACCGAUUAAUGAUGCGACAGAUGAUUGUCAGUGUCAGAUUCCACAAAUGGCUCAAUAUUUGGGAAACCAGCCACCUGUAAGGUACCAGGAGAACAACGAUGAGUAUAUGGUGCCUACUGAUCGAUUAGUGGAAAAUGGACAAAAAAGUCGGAAACAUAAAUAACAAAAUGAUAUGAUAUUGAUUUUGAAAGAAAAAAAUUAAAAAAAAAAAAAUUUUCGAAAUUUUUUUUUUCAAAUUUAAUUUUUUUUGUUUCCCUUCCUGGUUUAAUAAAUUGUUCAUAAACCAAAA